Molecule: messenger RNA, 660 nt
Organism: Miscanthus lutarioriparius
Lineage: Eukaryota; Viridiplantae; Streptophyta; Magnoliopsida; Poales; Poaceae
Source: the annotation of a GenBank genome assembly
AUGGGAUUGCCGCUAGGCUAUCCCAUACCCACCACGGUGGUCCCGGCCGUAGCACCAUCUGCCACCCCCGCGCCGACGCCCAUACCCACGGCCCUCUCCUCCGCGGAUGCCACCGACACAAACCCAGCGGCGAUCAGGGCGUUCCUCUUGCGCCUCCUCGACAGCACCCGUCGCGCUCUCUCCGGCGCGCGUCCCUGGUCUGAGCUGGCGGACCGCUCAGUGCUCUCCCGCCUAGACUCCCUGGCUGAGGCCACGUCGCAGCUCCGCAAGAACCUGGCCUACUUCCGCGUCAACUACGACGCGGUGGUCGCCCUAUCCCUCGCCGCGGCGCUCCUGGCGCACCCGUUCUGGCCGCGCGCUGGCCGCCUGGUCCCUCCUCUACGUGCUCUGCCCAGCCGACGUGGCCCACGUCGCCGCGUUCGGCCGGACCUUCUGGUGCUCGGUGGGCUCGUCGCCGCAUCCGCGUUCGUCGUCUUCCUCACGUCGGAGGGCUCGCUCAUCUUUUUCGUGCUCGCGCUCGGGGCAGCGGUCAUGUGCGCGCACGGCGCGUGCCGCGUGCCUGCGGACCUGUUUCUUGAUGAGGUUGUUGACCAGGGUGCUGGUGCUGGUAACCCGCUGCUGUCGUUCGUCGCCUCCGCCACCGGAGGAGGCCGUGUCUGA